Messenger RNA from Lachnellula hyalina, 1044 nucleotides. RefSeq names its product Protochlorophyllide reductase A-like protein. The transcript has 2 exons. Gene Ontology annotation, cellular component: mitochondrial outer membrane; lipid droplet; endoplasmic reticulum membrane. Gene Ontology annotation, molecular function: 3-beta-hydroxysteroid 3-dehydrogenase (NADP+) activity. NCBI's taxonomy places the organism in Eukaryota, Fungi, Ascomycota, Leotiomycetes, Helotiales, Lachnaceae. The coding region runs from base 1 to 1044 and encodes 347 amino acids. The record is from RefSeq and is a predicted model, not a curated record.
AUGUCAGAUACCUCAGGAACAGUUUUGGUCACAGGGCCGAAUGGUGGACUCGGCAUCGGAUUCGUGGCUCAGCUUCUCAGAAGCCCCUACGCAACAAGCCAUGAAACCAUCUACGCAGUCCGCGACCCCGAGAAAGCCCUCGCGCUCAAAACAGUUCUCAAAACCGCGCCCAAAGAUCACAAACACCUAGUCUUGCCACUGGACCUCACCUCCCUUGACAACAUCCGGAAAUUCGCUACUGAUAUCAACCAACGAGUGACGGCAGGGUCAUUACCGCCAAUUCAAGCACUUGUCCUCAACGCCGGCGUGAAAGAUUGCACGGGCGACAAUUUCACUAAAGACGGAUAUGAGCACACGUUUGCAGUGAACUACCUUGCAAAUUUCCUGUUGAGUCUUUUGCUACUGGAAAGCAUGGAUAAGCAAUGCGGGAGGAUUAUUUACGUGGGCUCUACGGCGGCUUUCAUUACUGGGGGCCCGAACCCUAGUCCUUUUGUUAGUGAGCAGCAGAAGAAGGCUUUCAUUACCUCGACGGAGAAUAUGGCGAAAGGCAUCGAGGAGAUUCCUGAUCCGAAGGGUGAUGCGAAUGGGGUUGGUGAGAGGAGAUAUUCGUUGAGCAAACUGCUGAUGAAUAUGUGGAUGUAUGAGUUCCAGCGCCGUCUGGACGCCGAUUCCAAACUCUCCAACAUUGCAGUUCUAGGCCUAGAUCCCGGAUGGACCGGCGGGACGGACAUCGCCCGCAACAGUCCUGCUGGUGCCAAGUUCUUCUUCAAAAACAUCCUGAAUCGCGUCGGAUAUAUAAUAUCUUUCAUCUGGUCCAAUCCCUUGAUCCGCACCCCGUCCAAGACUGGGGCUGAUUUUCUGCGUGUCUGUUUUGAUAGGAAGGCUUUUGGCGAGUACCCGAAGGCGAGAUAUAUCAAUGGCUCGGAGCUGUAUCAUACGCCCGAGGAAGCGGGGGAUGAGAAACAGCAGAAAGUGCUUUGGGAAGGGAGCUUGAAACUUGCGGGAAUCGAGGGAGAUGACACUGUCCUUGAUAAUUGGAGGUAG